Molecule: messenger RNA, 3273 nt
Organism: Prionailurus viverrinus (fishing cat)
Lineage: Eukaryota; Metazoa; Chordata; Mammalia; Carnivora; Felidae
Gene: CCDC85A
Product: coiled-coil domain containing 85A
Exons: 5
Coding region: 24-1526 (500 amino acids)
Source: RefSeq, a predicted model, not a curated record
GCACCUGCCACCGCGCGGAUACCAUGUCGAAGGCGGCCGGAGGCACAGCGGCGACGGCGGCGGCGGAAAGUUGUCCCCCAGCCUCUGCGGGCCCGUCCGCCGCCGCCGCCGUGGAGGACCUGUCCAAAGUGUCGGACGAGGAGCUGCUGCAGUGGAGCAAGGAGGAGCUGAUCCGCAGCCUGCGGCGCGCCGAGGCCGAGAAGGUGAGCGCGAUGCUGGACCACAGCAACCUCAUCCGCGAGGUGAACCGUCGCCUGCAGCUGCACCUCGGCGAGAUCCGCGGGCUCAAGGAUAUUAACCAGAAGCUCCAGGAGGACAACCAGGAGCUGAGAGACCUCUGCUGUUUCCUGGACGAUGACCGGCAGAAAGGCAAAAGGGUGUCCCGGGAGUGGCAGAGACUGGGCCGCUACACGGCUGGGGUGAUGCACAAGGAAGUGGCCUUAUACCUGCAGAAGCUGAAGGAGCUGGAGGUGAAGCAGGAGGAGGUGGUGAAGGAGAACAUGGAGCUCAAAGAGCUCUGCGUGCUGCUGGAUGAGGAAAAGGGCGCGGGCUGCGCGGGCAGCCGCUGCUCCAUCGACAGCCAGGCCAGCCUGUGCCAGCUCACCGCCUCCACGGCGCCCUACGUGCGGGAUGUGGGCGACGGCAGCAGCACCUCCAGCACCGGCAGCACCGACAGCCCCGACCACCACAAGCAGCACGCGAGCAGCGGCAGCCCGGAGCACCUGCAGAAGCCCCGGGGCGAGGGCAGCCCAGAGCACUCCAAGCACAGGAGCACCAGCCCCGAGCAUCUCCAGAAACCCAGACCCUCCGGCACCGCGGAUCACCCAAAAGCACUCAAAGGACCCAGCCCCGAGCACCACAAACCCUUGUGCAAGGGCAGCCCCGAACAGCAAAGGCACCCACACCCCGGGAGCAGCCCCGAGACGCUGCCCAAGCAUGUGCUGAGCGGGAGCCCAGAACACUUUCAGAAGCACAGGCCUGGGGGCAGCCCUGAACAUGCCAGGCACAGCGGAGGGAGCCCCGAGCAUCUUCAGAAACACGCCCUCGGUGGGAGCCUGGAGCAUCUACCCAGACCCAGGGGCACCAGCCCCGAGCACCUCAAACAGCAUUAUGGGGGGAGCCCUGAUCACAAACAUGUGGGCGGAGGCAGCGGCGGAGGCAGCAGGGAGGGCACCCUCCGAAGGCAGGCGCAGGAGGACGUGUCACCCCAUCACCGGAGUGUCUACAGUGGCAUGAACGAAUCAACCUUGUCCUAUGUUAGGCAGCUGGAGGCAAGAGUAAGACAGCUGGAGGAAGAAAAUCGCAUGCUGCCCCAGGGUUCUUUUAGGUUGUCAUCAGGGGCUGAUGGGAGUAACAGUCCACCCACCUCUCCAGCUAGCUUCAGUGGACAUACCACACCUUCUCAGCAGCCUGAACCUGUGGUACAUUCUCUUAAGGUUGUAUGGAGGAAACUUGGAGAUGCUGCCGGUUCCUGUCCUGGAAUUAGGCAACAUUUGUCUGGAAACCAGUACAAAGGACCAAUGUGAAAGGCACUCUUUCAAACAGGAGGUCACCACUGCCAGAGAGAGAUAAAAGAAGAAAAAAGUGGGUUUCUGCACACCCGGACUCUUUGAAUAACAUGGAGUGAUUGUACAUUGCACAUAUUUUCCCUCUAACACCUUCAGUAUGCUGUAUGUCAUGUCUCUGGUUUCCAUGUCCACAGUAGCCCAUCUCGAGUUAAUUUAAAACAGCUUUGAAAAUCACCGUUUUGGUACCAAUAUUUUCAUUAGAGUUAAAAAUGUUUUUGACUCCUAAGAUCUAAGAUUAGAAGAGUCCAGUAGGGCCUCAGUGGUUUUCAUAGAGUUGACUCAUUGCACAGAAUGGUGGGAGUUUUCUACCAUGAUGUGUUGAGGAAGAGGUGGGUUCCAGCUUUCCAAAUCUGAGAGUUGGGCACCUAUUUCUUGUAUUAUAGUCAAAAAAUUAUGAGUUCCUGAUGCAUAAUUAAUUUGGAUGUAAGGCAAGAUUAGAUUUCUGGGAUUCUGUUUUGACUUUUGAGGUGCUAAAACUACCCCAUAAAUUCUCUACCAGCCAGAAGGGUAGCAAGAUUUUUUGUAGAGUGCUUAUCAGAGAGUACCAUUUAUUUCAAGUGAUCAAGAUAAAUAUAGCUUUUCUUUUAAUCUUGCUAUAUUCAUGAAGACACAUCUUGGGGGCAUAUCUACUUCCAUAUUCAUUCAAUGUAGCCAUUGAUGUUAAUAUUAAUUCCAAUUAAAGAACAAGCAAACAUAAUUUUUCUAAGUGUUUCCAGCUGUGAGAUGUCAAUUUCUACAAUUUAGUUUCUAGAUCUGCUGUUAUAUUUAAUAAACUUUAUGUAAACUUUAAAAUAUUGCACUGCAUUUAUGAAAAAGCUUUCUUUGCCUACAGCAGCUAACGUUUUAUGAAACUGACGCAUGUCUUUCAUUAUUGAGGCUAAAAGCUCUUGUUCAGAUUGCUUGAGGUUUGAAAAAGAGGUGUGCUAGCUUUGCUUAGUUUCUUAUUUUUGGUAUAUAUAUAUAUAAUAUUAGACUGUGUGUAUUGGAAAUGCUAUGAUAGGUAUUUUGUGUUUUUCAAAUGCAAUGAUAGUUUCUUGUAUGAAUGUGCAAGAGGCCUGUGACAGAAUGCUAAGUUUUUAUUGUAGUUUAAGAUUAUAAAAGUAGGAAUGCAACAAUUCCCAGUUUUUAGAGUUCUUCUCAAUUACUCAGAUUGGAUUCAUUGCAGAUAUUCAUCAUUGCUGUUGUUUUCAUAAUGGACUCAUUAUAGUAUAUUAAUUGUCAUUGGUCAAGGAAUGUGAAGGUAUUUCGUUAUACUUUUUUAAAUGUUACUAUGAUGAAAAAACAGCCCUCUGUUUUCAGAAAAUAUUUAUGAAUUAAUUUACUAUAGAAUUAAUUUACUAUAGAAUUAUCUAAUUAAUUUACUAUAGAAUUAUCUAAUUAACUGGGUUACCAGUUAAGCUUAUCUUUCUUUUGAAAUGUUAUAUUAUUACUCUGUAAAAGAAAAUUGCUUGCUAUAUUUACACCUUCUCUCGUAGAAAAGCUUUCAUCCUUAAAUUGUUGUAUUCCUACGCUCUGAAGACAUUUAAAACAAGUUUUUGUGCCUGCAGUAGAGACUGCAGAAGCUAAUACAAGGAACACUGGUCUUUUGACAAAAUACUUGUGUAAAUUUUGAUACUGUAUUAAAACUAUUUUUUUAAAGUCCUGCAUAAAAUCGAGUAUCACAUAUGUGUUCAUCUUAGCAAUGGUAAUAAAUUAUUUAAUCUCA